Molecule: messenger RNA, 3582 nt
Organism: Amoebophrya sp. A25
Lineage: Eukaryota; Dinophyceae; Syndiniales; Amoebophryaceae
Source: the annotation of a GenBank genome assembly
AGAUCCUUCACAUACCGCCAGGCAGUGCCACACUCUUUUUUCUAGUAUUCGAUGCCGAAAGCCAAAGCUGACGCUUGAUAGAUCUUCAAAUCAUGCAAUCGUUCUACGCUCCACCGCCAUCGCGCGGCUCGGAAUUUGCGUCCUGGCUUAACAGUGGCGCUGGGCGGUUUCUUCUUUUUUUGACAACGAUCGGCUCAUUCAUACUCGCCUGUGUCGGGUUGAGCUUCUACGCCUCUCCAGGUGAAAAAAGCGGUGGCGAAAACGUCAGUCCACGAAGUCAAGAUGAACAGUUUCUGAUUCUAUUGGCGACGGUCUUGAACAUCUCCGCAUUUUACUCGCUACCUGUUUAUGCAAGGACAAGGUCGUAGCCGUAGUGAGUCGUGAUCAUCAUGCACUGUUUUUUUAAAUGAUGAACAGGAUAGUUUUAGUUCGUAGUGCUGGUGUACUUCUUGUAAUUAUAUAAAAUAUAAUUCUUGGACUCUCUUGUCUGUGUCUUCUAUUCUAACCCCCAUUCGCGGAACGAUGCGGAGUCGGUGUCUUCGAUGCCAACUGGAAGCCCUAUGUGCACAUCUAUCGCAUCGCGUUCUUCUUCAGUAUUCCUGCAUUGAUUUGCAUCAGUUCUGGAUUCGGCAGUGACAUCCAAAACGCUUCCAGAAUUCCAGGAAUUAAGGCUUAGCCCUAGGCUUGAUCAUGUUCACGUACUCUUAAGAUGAAAGAACAUUUAGGCUAAAUGUUCUUUCAUCUUAAGAGUACGUAGUAGAGUAGUCUGUGGAUAUGAAUUAGUACAAAUAGGCUCUCUUUUCACUAAUCUACGUGUUGUACCUGUUGCAUCUAUUAGUAAUUGCUGUGGUUUAGUUGAGUAGUCUCUCUCGUCACGCUCAACACCCCAUACAUCUUAAGAAGCAGCAUCUUUGGCCGCCCUUCGUUUGUUCAACAUCUUCAAGGGAGAUGAAAGACGCUUCCAAAGAUCGCUCCUUUCAAGAGGAAUUUACGCAAGCUCUAACGAAGGCAAUUUCCAACAACUUUUAACGGCAAGCAAAGGCGAUUUGAAUUUGGUUAUUGGCGACUACUUCAUCGUGAGCGACAUGUUUGUGGGGUUGAAUCUGACGAAAGCAGUUAUCAAAACGUUGACCGUACCAAACGCGCGAGGGUCUACGCGUGAGCAAGAACGGAGAGGCGAAGUCUUCCAAAUGCCGACACUGUAUUCAAAAAAACGCGAAAAACCUGAUUUUGAAGAUAUUUCUUUUCACCUCAUGAAAGAAGGUGGAGCUUUCCAAAGCAUGUAGAUGUACAGUUCUUGUAACAGUAAAAGUUAUAUGAUCUGAUAAUGUCUUAAAAAUGCAGCUACUUUCUUCCACCAAAAACGCAGCUACUUUCCAUCUCAUAACUGUUGGUAAAGGAGACCCUUCUUCUACCGGUACACACAGGGAAACAUCCACCCUUUGCCUUUAUCAUGAUGCCUCAUCAAGCUCCUUUCAUUCUUCUACAGGUACAGCGAGACGGAGUAUUUCGAUACCAAAGAUGCGCUAGCUGGUCCGCCACCUCCUAUGCCCAGGGACGUGCUGGAGCACUAUGCAUUUGCGCCCAUCUUCGAAACCUGGCGGACUUGCGUUACAAGAUAUUUAAGGCUUAGGUAUUUGGAUUUGGAAUUUGGUAACCUGAUUUUGAUCAUAAAAGAAAACAAGAAGAGAAUCCUUGUUGUAAUCAAAUUCAGGCUACCAAAUAGCGGAACCAUUCAGCCCAUCACUGUCCAUCGUGGUCACCUUAGAGUAAACCCAUCAAGAAGAACCUAUCUUCUCCUUCUGGCUUCCCGUCAUGAUUUUUAUCUUGGCUCCGUUUUCGAGGGAGGUGGACGAAAACUACGAGCAACGACGUGUAGCUGUAGCCACCUCCUCAAGAACCUAGUCUAACAUGUGCCGUGAGCAGUAUUUGCAUGCGAGAGAACAAGUUGAUCGGCUUUGUAAUGAAGAACUCGGACAAUUUGUGUCGCCGUGCUGGCGCACUGGGAUGCUCGAUUGAACCAAAACCAAAGCUGAAUCCUUCGUACAGAUGCACCGAUCCUGUUAAUGCAGUCCGCGGCCUGGAGACGCGCCUGCCGAUCACAGGACUUUGUGGACGUGUAGUCUUGCCGCCACCGCAGAUCUUGCUAGACGAGAUCGUGAAGCGACACAUAGACUUAUGGCUAUACUACUUUAUCACGUCUUCUUUCCUAGUUCGUGUUAGCAUAAACUAUGCUCCGCCUGAGUGAAGGGCUCGUUCAAGUUCAUCCCCUGCUUGAAGAUUUAUAAAGGUCUUUCUGCCUCUAAUCUUCGAUGGCUGGAUGCUAGGAGAAAGUAUGGCAUGCCACUGCUCAAAAGAUGGCGAGGGAUCCAAAAUCGCGUGUCCAGAUCCAAGUGCUAUGAUGCCACUUUUUAGAUUGAGUAAUUGUUUCGACCAGUCUGCUGCGUUCUUGUGAACACAAACAGGAUGCAUGUUGGUGGACAUCACCAACGAUAGGAAUGACACAAAUUUCCCCUCUUUCCAUGCGACUGGUACUAGACCCUAUACCUCAAGAAUAGGACAUCAAUCAAUCAAGCACGACGGCUGACACUUUUCUAAUGGAAACACUUGCAAGAAGAUUGCGCCUCUUUUCUUUGUUAACGCUGAUUACGAUGACCGCAUCGCCAAGACAGGAGACCUGGAGAGCGGAUGGCUCUUGUACCAGAUAGCUGGAGGAGUUUUUGCUUUUCUGACUCUCUUUUGUGUCAUACUGACAAUGCUGGCUGACUGCUAUGUCGAUCGAUAUCUGCGCGCGGCGGCCAAGUACGCAACAUAGCCUGAGCGGCGACAACUUGUUCGAUUCUUGCGCCUUCUCUAUCACCAUGUUGAUGAACAUGAAGAUGAAGUGCUGAGCGGCAAGAACAAUUACGAGCUUCUUGAAGUUGCGGCAAGAUGCAAGAAAAACAUGAAGUGAGCGGCAAGAGCCGUUCUUGAACUUGUUUGAUUGGAGCAAGCCACUUAGGUAUUAUAUCCUCUUCUGUCCUCUGGUCUUCUUCUACCAUCUGGCAGAGCUUGUGACGCGGCUAUGAGCUUUAUUGCUGGAACCACAAGUAUUCCAGGGCGGGUGACAAUGUGGUGACAACAGAAGAUCAAGCGCGCGGCCUUCUUCUAGUUGAACAGCGCCGACUACAGUAACACUAACAGUUGUAGAUGAUCACAUCUUCCUGACGGCUUUUUAGAUCAAGAAGAACAAGCACCACAAGAUUAGGCACCGGCAAGAAAGAAAAAGGUCGUGAUCUUUUGCGCCGAUAAAAGGGCAGCUGCGACAAUGGAUAUAUAAUUCACGCCAAACUUCACAACUUCAUCACGUCCACGGCGGAUGCUUUUCGGAGGCCGUUCAACUGCGGCAAGCACGCACGUGUCUUUACUUUCUAAGUAUUUUUAUGCGAGUAGGAGUUGUCGUACUCGUAGGUGAUUAGUAUCUAUUUAUUACCUCGAGGCUCUUCAUCAACAGACCACUAAUAUACAAACAAUACGACGAGCGCCAUGAUGUUCUAGUGUAUCGCUGCUCGUGAUACUGUGUGUGUUUUCAAGCAGAUCAUG